This is a messenger RNA of Micromonas pusilla CCMP1545, 1284 nucleotides long. Its product is annotated as mitochondrial carrier family. The transcript has a single exon. Gene Ontology annotation, molecular function: S-adenosyl-L-methionine transmembrane transporter activity. Gene Ontology annotation, cellular component: chloroplast envelope; mitochondrial inner membrane. The record is from RefSeq and is a predicted model, not a curated record. NCBI's taxonomy places the organism in Eukaryota, Viridiplantae, Chlorophyta, Mamiellophyceae, Mamiellales, Mamiellaceae. Bases 1 to 1284 code for a protein of 427 amino acids. Gene Ontology annotation, biological process: transmembrane transport.
AUGGCGACGAACGCACUUCGUGUUCAGCCACAGCCGGGCCGUCUUCUUGGUCCCCAUCGCGCUCGCGCGUGCGCGGGAGGCAAUGAGGAGUCGUGGCUCGCGGAGGGCGAUGAACGCGAGCAGAGUCGGCGGGUCGCGCUCGCGGUCAAGCUGAAGUUUCAAACAUCGCAACCCAGUUGUACGACACCACUUCACGGCCGCGCUGGCGGCGUGAUGGAGAUGGCGACGACCGUGGAGAAGCGGCGAGGUGCUCGUGGCGCGCGGUCGGCGUCCUCGCCUCCCUCGCGGACGCGCGAUGCGCCUCGGAACGACGCGCGCGAGGCGCGGCGCGGCCGGAAGCGACGAUCCGGUUCGUGGACCAUCAUCGGCGCGAACGCGGCCGCGGGAGCCGUCGCGGGGACGCUCGUCAGCGUCGUCCUCCACCCCGUGGACACGAUCAAAGUCGCGGUGCAAGCCGACCGCGCGGCGAGGGAGCCGCUCACGAAGGUCGUGCGCAAGAUGCUCAGCGCGCGCGGGGUAUCGAGGCUGUACAGCGGCCUCUCCGCGUCGCUCGCGUCGUCCGCGCCCAUCAGCGCGAUCUACACCGCGGCGUACGAGGCCGUCAAAGCGAAGCUGCUGCCGAUGUUCCCGGAGGAGAGGAGCUGGGUCGCGCACUGCGUCGCCGGCGGGUGCGCGUCCGUGGCGACGAGCUUCGUGUACACGCCGUCGGAGUGCGUGAAGCAGCGAUGUCAGGUCUCGGGGACGUCCACGGCGUGGGGCGCGACGCGAGCCAUCGUUCGCGCGGAGGGGGUGUGCGGGCUGUACAAAGGCUGGACCGCGGUGCUGUGUCGGAACAUCCCGCAGAGCGCGAUCAAGUUUUUCGUGUUCGAGCAGCUCAUGCGCGCGGCGAGUCGAUCCGCGAGCGGCGGCGGAGGAGGAGGCGGCGGAGGAGGAGGCGGCGGAGGAGGCGGCGGAGGAGGCGGGCCGCUUCCGGCGCUCGUCGCCGGCGGCGUCGCCGGGUCCACCGCCGCGGUGUUCACGACGCCGUUCGACACGAUCAAGACGCGGUUGCAGACGGGUGGCGGCGGGCGCGGGGCCGUCGCCGGGGUGCUGCCGACGAUGCGGGACAUCGUCGUCAGCGAGGGCGUCGGCGGUUUAUACCGCGGCGUCAUUCCCCGGUUGUUCAUCUACGUCACGCAGGGCGCGGUGUUUUUUACCUCGUACGAAGUCGCGCGCCGCGCGCUGAUGCGUUUAGGCGGCGAGGACGAGGACGAGGAGGAGGACGUGGGAAGGGGAAGGAGGUAG